Messenger RNA from Cercocebus atys (sooty mangabey), 1483 nucleotides. RefSeq names its product inhibitor of growth family, member 2 (gene ING2). NCBI's taxonomy places the organism in Eukaryota, Metazoa, Chordata, Mammalia, Primates, Cercopithecidae. The record is from RefSeq and is a predicted model, not a curated record. The coding region runs from base 662 to 1339 and encodes 225 amino acids. Gene Ontology annotation, cellular component: nucleus. The transcript is spliced from 2 exons. Gene Ontology annotation, biological process: positive regulation of DNA-templated transcription.
GGACAUGUGUCACUUCCGGGCUUCAGGAGGAAGUGGGUUGGUUGACUGGGCAACCGCCUGGCGUCCCCAAGCCCCUCCUUCUCCGACUUUUAAGUGUUAAGGCGAAACCACCCUUUACGGGCCGACCCGGGAAGAAUCGACCUUCCUUACAGUGUUAUCACCUACUAUCGGUGGUGCUACUAGGAGGGCAGUUUAAAAGGGGAAAUGUGUUGCGCUUAAUAACCUUGAAUCGAGGAACAGACCUUGAACAUACUAUGGAAACAGCCAUAUGAACUUUAAAGAUAAUUUCCUGGACCCAUUCUCUGUUUUUGUAAACACGUCAGUAAUCCUAUUAAAAGUCUCUAAAGGAAUCCACUUCUUGGGUGACAUAAGUGUCUCUGAUUUUUUUUUUAGUUGAUAAAUUUGUGUUUUCUGAAUCCAUGGGAUUCAUAGGACUGAUCCGUGUUUGGGGGAGGGAAUUCAAACUGAUGCCCUGAGUCCAGACCAUUAUAUAAAUAUUUCUUUUACAGAUUAGAAAGAGUUUAAGUAACUUGUCCAGUUAAUUAGAUGUAGAAUAUUUGGCUCCAGCUCCUGCAACUUUAGAUGCAUAUCCUUGUUUUCAAACAAUUUAAAUUUUAAUAAAAACUGUCCAAGGGGAUUUCUGCAGAUAUGGAACACAAACAUGAAUGAAACGUUAAAGGAAAUUGAUGAUGUCUAUGAAAAAUAUAAGAAAGAAGAUGAUUUAAACCAAAAGAAGCGUCUACAGCAGCUUCUCCAGAGAGCACUAAUUAAUAGUCAAGAAUUGGGAGAUGAAAAAAUCCAGAUUGUUACACAAAUGCUCGAAUUGGUAGAAAAUCGGGCAAGACAAAUGGAGUUACAUUCACAGUGUUUCCAAGAUCCUGCUGAAAGUGAACGGGCCUCAGAUAAAGCAAAGAUGGAUUCUAGCCAACCAGAAAGAUCUUCAAGAAGACCCCGCAGACAGCGGACCAGUGAAAGCCGUGAUUUAUGUCAUAUGGCAAAUGGGAUCGAAGACUGUGAUGAUCAGCCACCUAAAGAAAAGAAAUCCAAGUCAGCAAAGAAGAAGAAACGCUCCAAGGCCAAGCAGGAAAGGGAAGCUUCACCUGUUGAGUUUGCAAUAGAUCCUAACGAACCUACAUACUGCUUAUGCAACCAAGUGUCUUAUGGGGAGAUGAUAGGAUGUGACAAUGAACAGUGUCCAAUUGAAUGGUUUCACUUUUCAUGCGUUUCACUCACCUAUAAACCAAAGGGGAAAUGGUAUUGCCCAAAGUGCAGGGGAGACAAUGAGAAAACCAUGGACAAAAGUACUGAAAAGACAAAAAAGGAUAGAAGGUCGAGGUAGUAAAGGCCAUCCACAUUUUAAAGGGUUGUUUGUCUUUUAUAUAAUUCGUUUACUUUCAGAAAAUGUUUUAGGGUAAAUGCAUAAGACUAUGCAAUAAUUUUUAAUCAUUAGUAUUAAUGGUGUAUUAAAAGUUGUUGUACUUUG